UUGUGUACCGCAGCUAUGGCAGAAAACGCAGUCACGGUCACAGUUGCACAUGGGACCACCAAACAUAACAUCGAAGUGAGAGGGCGGGAGGGUAAUAAUGAGCCACAACUGAAUGAUUUGGCAGAAGCUGUUGCCCAGGUCACUGGUGUACCUCUUCCAUCACAGAAACUUAUCUUUAAAGGCAAGUCUCUAAGGGAGAUGGGGCAGCCUUUAUCAAGUUUUGGUAUAAAACAUGGUUGUAAAGUCAUGAUGAUUGGAAAAAGGGAUAGUCCGGAGGAAGAGGCAGAGCUGAGGAUAUUGAAGGAUCUAGAGAAGUCAGUAGAUCAGACAUCCAAGAAGCUGGAAAAAGUUGAUGGCGAGCUUACAGGUUUAAAGAAUGGUUUCUUAGCAAAGAAUCUUCAGGCUGAAGCGUUAAGCAAGCUAGAUCAGCGAGUUAAGGUGGCAGCUGAACAGUUUAUGAAGAUCCUUGAACAGAUGGAUGCCAUGAGUUUUCCUGAAAAUUUUAGCGACUGCAGAAUAAAGAAGAAAGGAUUGGUUAAAACUGUUCAGGCCUGCCUCGCUCAGUGUGAUAAGAUAGAAGCAGGUAUUUCAGAUCAUAUUGCAAAAUUGCAAUCGAAGAACUUAGCACUGUCUGAAUAAG
This is a messenger RNA of Polyodon spathula (Mississippi paddlefish), 640 nucleotides long. RefSeq names its product BAG family molecular chaperone regulator 1-like. The transcript has 7 exons. The coding region runs from base 16 to 639 and encodes 207 amino acids. Gene Ontology annotation, cellular component: nucleus; cytosol; membrane. Gene Ontology annotation, molecular function: protein-folding chaperone binding; adenyl-nucleotide exchange factor activity. Gene Ontology annotation, biological process: protein stabilization. NCBI's taxonomy places the organism in Eukaryota, Metazoa, Chordata, Actinopteri, Acipenseriformes, Polyodontidae. The record is from RefSeq and is a predicted model, not a curated record.